AUGGGGGUGGUCGCUGGGACCUACGUUCUGGCCCACCCAGCGCUGGGACACGAGGCGCCACCCCUCAAGAACUCGCGUCUGCGCAGUCAGAAGGGAGGUGCGAUCCUGAAUUCUCCCCGGAGUUCGCUCCACGCCGCCAGACGCUGCUUCCGCCCUAACUCGGCAGCUCUGCUCCUGCCCACCGCCCUGGAGCCACUGAAGGACGUACAUCUGGGCCUUGCGCCACCCACCCGCGACACCGCUCGCCUGGCCAUCCUCUCGGGCCACUACCUCUACUAUCACUAUGGCUGCGACGGCCUGGACGACCGGGGCUGGGGCUGCGGAUACCGAACUCUGCAGACGCUGUGCUCGUGGCCACACGGCCGGCCCGUGGGUGUUCCCGGAUUGAUGGAUGUGCAGGCCGCGUUGGAGGACAUGGGUGACAAGCCCCCUGGGUUCCGCGGCUCCAGGGACUGGAUCGGCUGUGUAGAGGCCAGCCUCUGCCUCGAGUACUUCGGAGGACCCCAGGGGCGCCUAUGCCACGUUCCCCGUGGAGCUGGGCUUCAGGGGGAGCUGGAGAGACUUCACUGCCACUUCGCAGGGGGCGGAGGGCCUGUAAUGGUUGGGGGGGAUGCGGAUGCCCAGUCUAAGGCCUUGCUGGGAGUCUGUCUGGGGCCAGGCACCAAAGCCUUCGUCCUGGUAUUGGACCCUCACUGCUGGGGUGCUCCAAAAAACCCCACUGAACUACAGAUUGCUGGGUGGGUGGGCUGGCGAGAGGUGAGCACAACAUUUGACUCCAAGUCCUUCUACAACCUGUGUUUGACCAGCCAUAACUCUGAAAAGCAGCUGCCUCCCCAGGACUGAGACGUUCCCAAAACAGGACUGUCUCCGGCCCCACACACUCUCAAGGGCAGAGGCUUAGAGACUGCAGGAUGCCAGGCCCCCAGGAAGUCCCAGUAGAGCCUGGAAACUUUGGCAUCAAUAAAGUGACAAGGCCCAGCUUAA
Molecule: messenger RNA, 984 nt
Organism: Myotis lucifugus (little brown bat)
Lineage: Eukaryota; Metazoa; Chordata; Mammalia; Chiroptera; Vespertilionidae
Gene: UFSP1
Product: UFM1 specific peptidase 1 (inactive)
Exons: 2
Coding region: 1-843 (280 amino acids)
Source: RefSeq, a predicted model, not a curated record